AGACGCUUUCUGUGCAGGUUUAGUUCUCAAGAAGGGAACAGCCUAGGCUUCGCCCCGUUGAUCCGAGACACUGUCCGUCCCACUGGGAGAGCGGGCAGGCGUCCGUCUCGGGCUCAGAGAGGAAUGUCCGCAGAGCCGCAGUGAGAGUGGAAGCAGCCGGUCCCUAAGAGGAAGUCCUAGAGACUUGGCACUGCGCCUGGGCCUCUGUUUGUUUUUCCUUUUGCUGUCCUGAACAUAUAGCCCAGGGAGCCAGGUAAACAGAGCUCCUGAACACUGUGUGCACGGACACACACAGCCCCUUUGGCCAGCCGGGGCCUGUUCUGGACCUGAUGCGUGUUUCCUGGGUCCUCGCGGUUUCGUGUUACUGUUUGUAGUGGGUGGAGUUGUUUCUAGAAAUGUGUUUGAUUUUACAGGGUUCGCAGGGGUGGACGGCUCUGUUUCCUCAUUCUCAUAAGGUCCACGUUACGAAAGGCUAACCAGAGAGAAGCCUGACACUUCAUUUCGUCUGCGGUCAGGCUAGUGUUGGUGGCACCCAAAGGACCUGGGUUCCACUCCCAGCUCUGGCUCCUGACUCCCACCUCCCACCGGGGCAGACCGUGGGAGGUUGUAGGGGACAGGGUUCCUGCCAUACGCCUGGGAGACCUGGGUUGUGUUCCUGGCUCCUGCCCUGCACCAACCCCAUCCAUUCCUGGCCUUCGGGAAGUGGACCAGCGGCUGGGAGGUCUCUCUGCCACUCUGGGUGACACGGGGGACCCAGGGAAGAGAGUGCACUUCCACGUUUAGGCUUGAUGGGUGUGAACAGACAGCUGUGCAGAGCUGUGGCAGAAUGUCGGUUCCAGGACCUUACCAGGGAGCUGUGGGGCCUUCGCCGGCGCCCACCGCACCGCCCUCCUAUGAAGAGACGGUGGCCGUCAACAGUUACUACCCCACGCCCCCCGCGCCCGUGCCGGGGCCCGCCACGGGGCUCAUGACAGGCCCGGAUGGGAAGGGCAUGAACCCCCCUACGUACUACACCCAGCCGGUGCCCGUCCCCAACGCCAAUGCAAUCGCCGUGCAGACCGUGUACGUGCAGCAGCCCGUCUCCUUUUUCGACCGCCCGGUGCAGAUGUGCUGUCCAUCCUGCAAUAAGAUGAUCGUGACGCAGCUGUCCUACAACGCCGGGGCGCUCACCUGGCUCUCAUGCGGGAGCCUGUGCCUGCUGGGGUGCAUCGCGGGCUGCUGCUUCAUCCCCUUCUGCGUGGAUGCCCUGCAGGACGUGGACCACUACUGCCCCAACUGCAAGGCACUGCUGGGCACCUACAAGCGCUUGUAGGACUCCGCCCCCCGUGGCUGCCCCCAGGCCCGACUCGCCCAACCCGCCCCAGCACAGGCGCUCCUCUGGUGGUCUGUCCCCCCCCCCCGCCGGGGGGGCCACCUGCGUGUCUGCUUUUUGGGGUGGGGGGGAAAUAUCGCAAAAGUCACACACCUCCAACUCCCAGAAAUUGCUGCUUGGAGUCGCGCACGGGACCUGCAGAGACACCGGCUUCCCCUGUGACUGUGUCUUCUGGCCGCCGCCUCUUCCUGCCUUGGGGGGCCCUUCUGGGGGGUGGUCUCAAGCAGAGAAGCCACAGGUUGCCUUAUUUUUUGAGACUGUUCUGUCCUGAACUCACUGAACCAGCCUUUGUGCCUCCCAUGCACCCCCACCCCACGACAAAGAUCUUGCCUUAUAGACGUGCUGGGGGCUCGGCUCUCAGGUUCUGUAACUGCAGACUUCAUUAGCACAAAAACUCACUUUAAUUUCCUUGUCCUUUUCCGAAGUGCAAGGAGGGGCGGUCGCCCCCUCCCCCACACCCCGCCCAACCCCCCCUUGCUGCCAAGUAGGCGGGUCCUCAUAGCUGCAGUCUCUUUUCCUUCGAUGAAUGGUGCGUUUCGUUUGCCCAUGCGCACUCUUUUUUUUUUUUUUUUUUUUAACGUAACAGCUGGAGAGAUUUCACCUGCUGCCUUCACUUGGGGGGAGCGCGGGUCAUGGGUGGAGAGGCGAGGGAGCCCGUCGCUUGUCUGGGUGCCGCGAGGCUGAGCCGGAACCCCCUCAGACAGUUGGUGGUGAGCCUCGGAACCCACCCCAGGCGUGCCUUUCCGGAGACCCCCACUGUAAUACUGAAUGAGCACAGGAACUCAUGGAAAUAAUAGGCCUGACCUUGAGCAGAAAUCUGUGUAUUGGUUGAAAACGAUCGUGGUAACCCUUGACCCAGUUUACGCUUUGAAAAGUUUGAUGUUUUGAAAAGUGCCAGUAAUUAUUUUUGCAGCGAACUACAGAUACCACGCAGUACUUCACUUCGGUGUUACCUGCUUUUAACAAAUAAAGCGUUGGGUUCUCUGUUUAUCCAUUCCGACGGCGUGGCCAGCCACGGCUAUGAAGACCCUCUGUUCGCUGGGUUAGGGUAGGAGAUCAUCAUGAUAAAGCCCCCCUGGCCCGCCGAGGGGCGUGUCCGCCGUGGGGCGGGUCCUGCGACGCCAAGAUGAGAGUGGAGUGCUCGCUGGCGAGGUGGAGCCCAACCCCAGGCGGCCUCAGAGCCACGGCUCUCAAGUUGGCUCUCAAGUUUUAAUCAAAUGCGCAGGAGAGAGCCCCGCCUGCAUUCCCUGGGAACAAAACGUGCUUUGUUAAUUGAUCCGGAUGCUGGUGGGGAGAGGGCCUUGUCCCAGGCCAGGAAUCCGUUGCCGCCACCCUCUCCCCUGCCUACCUGACUGUCGCUGGCGCCUCGCCUCGCCUUGGUGUGGCUCCCAGGGUCGCCGCUGCUCGCUUCGUGCCCGAGUGAUCCCCAGCUGUGGUUACUGAGUCGCACGUGCAGUCUACAGGGUGAACGCGUCCGUGUCGCGUGGUCUUCCCGACGCGUCCGUGUCAUCGGUCACAGGAUGGACGGGCUGGUGCACGUUUUCCUGUCCAUUAUAUAAAGUCUCUUCUGUUCCGCCGCCGCUGUUCGCUGGGGACUGGAGUGAGUUUGUUGCAGACACUGGAUCGCAUUCAGCGAAUGGAAAGGCUUUAUCCCAACCUGCUGUGGCCGCCGGGAAGGAUUUUCAAGUUUCAAACCGGAAGUGGCCGUGCAUCCUACGCACGGGGUCUUCACAGAGUUCUUGGGAGCCUCGCGUUGUGAAAAAACUGUGCACGGAUUUCCAUUUCUUUCCGCACCAGAAUAAACCUACCUUGAAUUCCGUUUCUCCUUGGGACAUUUCAGGCACCUCCCGUUGUAUCCUGUUGAUGGACGUCCGCCUGGGCCCCCGCCCUGUUUGGUGACAUCCUGCCCUGCCUGUGGGCUGUGGUUAGGAGGGAGCCUGGAGGCCGAUGCGCAUUGUGGGCCCUUCAGGAAGUGAUCUCCUGGCUUGAGGACUGUGGUGUCUACCUGGAGCCCGGGAGCCAGCUGGAGGCGGAUUCAGCUGGAACCGUCCAAAGCAGACAAGGAGUGGUAGAGGUGUUUUGUUUGUUUUCUAGCCUGUAAAUUUUCAAGAAACGAGGAUCUGGGUCUCAUAAGAAGACAGUGCAGAUCACAGGCAGGCGUGGCUGCCAUGUGUGCCGCCGGCCUUCCUGUCCAACUGCUGCUUCCCGCCUGCCUCCCUGGGAAGCUGCUGCCCCCACCCCACAGCGGUGCAUCGGGUACCGUGCGGAGGAACCCGCGUGGACCCAGUCGGGGGCGCAGUCUUCACCUGGGGGUCUCUUACUUGCUCCCUCGUUGGAGUCCCCGGUCUGUGGCCUGCACGCUGCCUGGGGUCAAGUCUGUGCUUACCACCUGUAAAACUCCGGGGGUCCUGGGUGGGCACAGGUGGUGGAGCUGUCGGUUACACGAUGGUGUGUGCAAGGGGGAGGGUCCCGGAGCAACGUGAGUUCCCUGCACGAGCCACUGGGCGCGGCCGUGUGGCACAGUGGGUGACACCGUCGGCUGAGGCACCAGCUCCAUUUCCCACCCGGCUCCCUGCUAACGCGCCUGAGGACACGGCAGAGGGUGGCCCACGUGCCUGGGCCCUACACCCACGCGGGAGACCCGGAUGGAGCUCCAGGCUCCUGACUCCAGCCUGGCCCAGCCCAGGCCUUUGUAGCCACUUGGGGAGUGACCCCAGGAGUGGGCUGGAAGAUUUCUCUCUCUCUCUCUCUCUCUCUCCUCUCUCAUUGUGCCUUUCAAACUAAAUAAAUCUUUUUAAAGAAAGCAA
Messenger RNA from Oryctolagus cuniculus (rabbit), 4179 nucleotides. It is a transcript of the gene LITAF, whose product is annotated as lipopolysaccharide induced TNF factor. Gene Ontology annotation, biological process: regulation of cytokine production. The record is from RefSeq and is a predicted model, not a curated record. Gene Ontology annotation, molecular function: zinc ion binding. Lineage: Eukaryota; Metazoa; Chordata; Mammalia; Lagomorpha; Leporidae. Gene Ontology annotation, cellular component: nucleus; cytoplasmic side of lysosomal membrane; cytoplasmic side of late endosome membrane.